AUGGCUCGCUCCAGCGCUGUUGCUUUAAUGAUAAUGGCAAUUUUCAUGACCUCUGCGUUAGCUCAACCUCCUGCAUCCUCACCGGCAUCUUCUCCAGUGAAAUCUCCGCAGUCAUCGACUUCAAAUCUGGAACCAGCCGCCGCUCCUCAGUCUCAGCCACCUGAAAAGAGUAGCACUCCUCCGAAUCCUUCUUCUGCAGAAUCUCCUCCUCCUCCUCGUCCUAGUACUCCAGAGUCUUCUCCUGCUCCAGUAACGUCUUCUCCUUCCCCCUCCGCAAUCUCGGUGCCGCCGUCUGAUGCUCCUUCACCGGCUGAAAACAGCGGCAUUUCGAACAGAUUUGCUAUUUCUGGAACUGUGGCUGCUGCUCUCUUUGUUACCGUUUUGGUGAUGUAG
Messenger RNA from Hevea brasiliensis (rubber tree), 393 nucleotides. Its product is annotated as classical arabinogalactan protein 1. The transcript has a single exon. Lineage: Eukaryota; Viridiplantae; Streptophyta; Magnoliopsida; Malpighiales; Euphorbiaceae. The coding region runs from base 1 to 393 and encodes 130 amino acids. The record is from RefSeq and is a predicted model, not a curated record.